Molecule: messenger RNA, 228 nt
Organism: Acanthisitta chloris (rifleman)
Lineage: Eukaryota; Metazoa; Chordata; Aves; Passeriformes; Acanthisittidae
Gene: UFM1
Product: ubiquitin-fold modifier 1
Exons: 4
Biological process (GO): protein K69-linked ufmylation
Cellular component (GO): nucleus; cytoplasm
Source: RefSeq, a predicted model, not a curated record
CCUUGUGUUCACUUGUGCUGUGAUUUCAGGUUGAGUGUUCCCGAGAGCACGCCUUUCACAGCUGUGUUGAAGUUUGCUGCAGAAGAAUUCAAAGUUCCUGCAGCAACGAGUGCCAUUAUAACAAACGAUGGUAUAGGAAUAAACCCUGCACAGACAGCAGGAAAUGUGUUCCUAAAGCAUGGCUCAGAUCUACGGCUUAUUCCCAGAGAUCGAGUUGGGAGUUCAUAA